UUUUGACAGUCAGAAAGAUAACAUGAGUAAAUGUUUUUAUAUAUUUUGGUUGGCACGUAAUAUUUAAAAAUUUUAAAGUUAUGGGUGGCAAAACGAAAAACACGCAAAGAACCAAAAACAAUGUCAAGCCAUCAAGUAGCAGUCGCAGUGCUGAACUAUUGGGACAAGUACCCAAUUUUGUUGGAUUUUCUGUUCAUUCAGAACUAGGUUUGGUGCCAUUUGCACCAGGCUUUACCACAACUGAAAAUCUAACUGAUUCAUUUGAAGCAAAUAUUAGUCCGCAACUUCAGAUGAUAUUUCGUAAAAUGUCAAAGAAAGAUUGUCUCACUAAAAAAAAGGCACUUCAAGAAUUUAUUGAAGUAAUUAAUACCUCAACGGAUGAUGAUGUAAAACUUAUCUUACCAGUGUGGCCAAAAUACUAUCAAAAUUUAGCAGUCGAUACGGAGCAUAACGUUCGUGAACUAGCGCAAACUGUUCAACAAUUAUUAGUAACAAAGUGUAAAAAAAAUGUUGCACCAUUCUUGAAACAAUUAGUGCCGAUAUGGUUAGCUAGUCAUUUCGAUAACUAUGCACCGGCAGCUAGUAUUGCUAGCAAUAGUUUUCGUGAAACAUUUGCUGCGCAUACCAAUCGUGUACAGGAAGUAUGUCUACAUAGCCAAAAAGAAAUUAUGGAGUAUACAGUAAAAAAUCUAACUUUUCAUACUCCUGCUACAAUUUCUAAUGGUAAAACCUUACAACCGGAAGAAGCUGAACAAAAAUAUCAAAGGAUAAUUAUGUCCAGUUUGAAGGAGCUAUCUUUUUUUAUGGAACACACACUGAAUUCAGAUUACCAACCACAAACUCUUACAAACAUGGAAACAUUAAUUACACAUCAAAAAUUCUGGUCAUUUUCUAAACACAAAGUAGCUGUAAUAAAGGCCGCUUGGUUUGAAUUUCUUUAUCAUUGUUUGCAAUCUAAACAAUUAUCGGAUUUUCUGCCAAAAAUAAAAUCGCAAGCAAUUAAUAUUACUUUUCAAAAUUUUGAUGAUUGUGAUCCUUUAGUUUCUCCACAUGUAUGGGGUUGUAUUCUGUUAGUGCAAACAACAUUUUCUGAUUGGCACAAAGUUACGAAUUUUCAGAAAACAAUUCUACCCAAAUUGUCUUUGUUACUACGAAAUGGAUUUAAACAAAAUGCAGAAUCUAUAGCACCAAAUAUGUUACCAUUUUUAUCACAUCUGAUUCCAGAGUGUUUCCAAGAAAUAAGUUUGUAUACUUUUUAUAAAAAAAUCUUCGAAGACAUGAAAACAUAUAUAAUGCAAGAAAAAGUCUCUUCAAAAGGCAAUCUGAACGCCGUAUUUAAAGCGUACUUUGAAUGCUUACGUUUUAUGACACAAAAAAUUAGCGUUGAAGAGCAAACAGUCGAGCAGGAUGUAUUUAUAAAAAAUUUGGUUAUAGAUUAUGUAGUUGAACCUACUGAAUAUUUUUUAAGUUGCGACAAUAACAGAGGCAAUAACUUUUUUCUGCACACAUCUAAUUUCAUUGCGUUUUUAACAGAGCGUCAAAUAAAUAACACCACUUACCAUGAACAAUUACUUCAACAAUUUUGGGAAAGUUUAAAUGAUGUGAUUAUUAAAAAUAUGGAAAACAAUGCAAUUGAAAAUAAAUGUUUGGAGAAUACUGUUCAACUAAUGAAUCAUCUUUAUUCAACAAAACCAAAUCUCGGAACUCAAAAGGUUAAGUUUGUUGAAGAAUCUGACACUACUAUCAUGAAACUAGACCAAGAUAAAGAAGCGAGCUCAAUAGAUUUCAAUUCAAUUAGAAUUAAAUUAAAAAAGUUGGUCUCAAAGCUAAUGAGUUUUUGCAUAAAUAAUGUUAUAGUAGAAAAGUCUUCAGCAUAUGUAAAUUAUAUGCGUGAUUUUACAAAGCUAUACUCGGAUAAAGAUUUUUAUAAAAGUUUAACACCUGCUGAUGAUCUAACAUCAACAUUAAAUUUACUUUUAAGUACAAUUGAUCUAUUAGAUGACAAUGCUUGCGAUAAUAUGAUUGACUUAAUUUUUGAAGUAUUACAACUAAUUGAAAAAUUGGAAUGUUUUGAAUUUAUUAACAAGCACCUUUUAAAUAUAAAAAAUCCACAAGUUAAAAAGGCGGUAAUUCAGAAAUUACUUUCGUAUCCGAUGUGUAUUGAACCAGAAGUACGUACAAUAUUAUCAGAACCUGCAGUUCAGUUAAGUAUUGAAUAUAUUACACGUGAAGUUGUUAAUGGAACAGUAGGGAAUUUGAGUUUAUUGAGUAAAUGUUUUUUCCAAACUAAUGAUGGAGAAAUACCUAUAACUUCUGCAACAGUGGAUUCUAUUUUUACAAUAUUAUCAGAAGUUUUAACAGCCGAAGAUCUCAAUGAUGAUGUAGAUUCAUGUUGUAGUUUCAUUGCACAAAACAUGAGUAUCAUUUGUAGUCAUGCCUCAAAAUCAGUUCAAGCGGAUGUGUUUUUAAAGCUCUUCAAAUUUACACUAGAGCGUUCAGCAAAUGAAUUUAUAUCUGAAGAUACACUAUGGGAAAUAACAACUUGCUGGCAGGAUGCUUUAUUAACUCAAGAUAUUAUUAUAGAUGAGCAAAUUUUAAAUGAGUGCGGACAUGCAGUAAAUCAAAGUCUACUUUUAGAUGAUUUCAGCCUUAUUUCUGUAGAAAAUAAAGCUACGACAAUUUCUCAAUUUGUAUUAUGUUUAAUAGCAAAAACCACCAAUAAUCAUGAUCGUAACGAAAAGGUAGAUGGUGCUUUGAGUGCCCUCUUACUUAAAGAUCAAAAGACAAUAUUUAAUGUCGCAAAACUAAAAGAGUUUUGUUUAUUUAUUGAAUGUAUUAAACGACAGAUAUCAACUGACAUAACGCUAUCACAAAGCUCUGUCGAGGAUUUUGAUAUGAAGACAAUUUUUGAACGAACAUUCCUUAAUUUUGUAACAAUAUAUAAAUUAGUCUGCAAAGAAACAGAAAAACAGCACGUAGAAAAUGAGUUAAACGAUGACGAUACAUCAGGAGCAUACUAUGAUCCAACUAAAAAUUUGCUCACACAUUGGUCUGAAUUAUUAUUAACCCAAAUACUUAAAAGUAUUUAUAUUGCAGGAAUUGGUGAUAGCUUAAUAAGUAAUACUAAUUUGUUAGAAGAUGAGUUAACAACGUUAAUGAUUGCUUUAUCAGAAAAAGUAAAAUUAUUUAUGGGUAGUGAUUCGGCAAUAGUUAACAGGGUAAAAGAACUUAUUAUGGAAGAAAUAAAUAAGGAAACAGAUAUUUCACCAUGUCGCUCUCUGAAGUUUUUAAUUUAUUAUCAACAAUACGCACAGUUUGAAGAAAAUUCUACAAUAGUACUAUCUGAAGAUAUUUCUGACAAUUUUAUAGCAAAGGAUAAAUUGAAAGCUUAUUUGAAUUGUUUGCAAUACCUAUUACCCGAUUUAUCUCAAAGUACAUUUACAUUGGAAAGUCCUAUUAUGCAAAAAGUUCCAUCGUUAAUGUGGAUUAAAGCAUCAGUUUUUCGAUGUCUUAUAAAAAAUAAUUUUAGUGGUGAAUACAACAAUAUAUCAGAUAAUAUAAUGGUUACAGCAGUAUUGCAAAUUGUUAACGAUAUAUCAGAAAGACAACAUACUCAAAAAGAUUUGUUACUCUUCAACAUGCCAAUUAACAAACAAUUGAACUUGGUGGUUAUUGAUACAGUCGAAUAUAUAAAUUUACUUUCGGAAAUUAUAAGUAAUUUUUCACAAGUUUUAACGAUUAAAAAUUGGGAUGUAAUACGCAUCGGAUUAAGCUCUUGGGUACUUAGUGUUGCAAAAUCGGUCGAGUUUUAUACUGAUCCAAAGACAAUUUUAUUUAUUGUUAGCGUGUAUAAAUUAUUUGCUGCUUUAACGAAGUUUAUUAACUUAGAGAAAACGAAAAGCUCAUCUGAAGUGCUGCUUAAAGUCAUCGAUGAAUGGGAAAAAGUUUUUAAACGUGAUGUUAAUUUAGUUUUAUUCAAAUCUUUUUAUCGAUUGUUAAAUAAACAAAUAAAGGAAAAUGGUAUGAGUUUUCUAUGUUUUGUUUCGGUAAUGGAUGAAAUUUUACCUGCUAUCGAACUUAUAGAUUACAGUGAAAUUUUCAAAUUUCAUGAAACUUCAAAAGACAUUAGCUUGGAUGAAAUAUUAAAAUUUUUAUUUGAAAAUUUGAAAAACCCUAUUAAUGCUGUUAAAUUUACUUCAUUAGAAGUAUUGAAGCAAUUAUCAAUACAUUUUAUUUCUGAAGAUACCACAGCAUUAGAAAAGAAAAUCGAUUCAUGUGAUGAUCAGACAUUACCUCAAGGAUAUUUUCUUCAUAGAUUUGAGAAUUAUAUCAAACAAUUUCAAGAUUCUAUACAAAAAUACACAAAUGAAUUUAGUUUUAAACUAACUGAAAUAGAAGAUUUCGAAGAUAUUGACGUUCAUGUCGGACUCCCAUAUCUCUUACUUUGGGAUUGUAUAAUUCACAUAUGUGCAACUUCUUCUUCACCUUUAAGAGCGCAAUACACAAAGUGGAUAGCGGAUAAUAGAUACGAGGAAAAUAUAUUACACUUUCUAUAUCGUGCAAUGCCAGAGGAUAUCUUAAAAAAUUACGACACCAGAAAAAAUAUAACGUUUAAUGGAUUCAUGAGCUUUGACUGGACUGAAAAUAAAGAAAGAAACUUCAAACUAAAAAAAUAUGCUUGCUACUUGUAUGUUGAGUUUUUACGUAAACUACCAGCAGUUGUCAGAAAGUGGUGGAAUUGUUCUCCGCCUCGACCAAAAAGUUUCGUAGAUAAACUAACAACCAACUAUGUGUCUGAACAAAUAUGCAAAGAGGAACUCAAAGCUAUCACACACCUAAAGGAUAAACAUGAAAACAUGCAGGUAACUGUGCACUUUUCAACCCGGGAAGUCUUUGCUAUUUAUUCUAUCGAUGAAGUUAGAAUGGAAUUGGUUAUAACACUACCAAUAAACUAUCCACUAGCUAGCGCAAAAGCUGAAUGUGGUAAGCAAAUUGGAGGUCGAGCAUCGCAACGUAAUAUUGGUAUGCAGUUAACACUUUUUAUGACAGCUCAGAAUGGUCGAAUAUUUGAUGGUUUAACCAUGUGGAAAAAUGAUUUGGAUAAGAAAUUCGAAGGAGUUGAAAAAUGUUAUAUUUGUUACAAUGUCAUACACCAGGAUACUUGCCAAUUGCCUAAAUUAAGAUGCAAGACUUGUAAAAAGAAAUUUCAUGGACCUUGUUUGUAUAAAUGGUUUACUACGAGCAGCAAAUCUACGUGCCCUAUUUGCAGAAAUGUGUUUUAAUAUUUGUACUUCCAACGUGUAAUUAAAAAUAAAUAAAUUUAAUAAAU
Teleopsis dalmanni is the source of this 5329-nucleotide messenger RNA. It is a transcript of the gene Ltn1, whose product is annotated as E3 ubiquitin-protein ligase listerin. Lineage: Eukaryota; Metazoa; Arthropoda; Insecta; Diptera; Diopsidae. Gene Ontology annotation, biological process: rescue of stalled cytosolic ribosome; ribosome-associated ubiquitin-dependent protein catabolic process. Gene Ontology annotation, cellular component: RQC complex; cytosol. Gene Ontology annotation, molecular function: ribosomal large subunit binding; ubiquitin protein ligase activity. The record is from RefSeq and is a predicted model, not a curated record. The coding region runs from base 81 to 5282 and encodes 1733 amino acids. The transcript has 17 exons.